Patella vulgata (common limpet) is the source of this 1139-nucleotide messenger RNA. Its product is annotated as zinc finger C4H2 domain-containing protein. Lineage: Eukaryota; Metazoa; Mollusca; Gastropoda; Patellidae. The transcript has 5 exons. Gene Ontology annotation, cellular component: nucleus. The record is from RefSeq and is a predicted model, not a curated record. Bases 67 to 744 code for a protein of 225 amino acids. Gene Ontology annotation, biological process: positive regulation of neuron differentiation.
AUAAUCGCGACUUCGAAAACUCUUCUCUUCCGGGAAAACAAAAACAACGAAGCCAUCUAAACAAACAUGGCGGAUGAAAAAGAAAGCGAAAUAAUGAACAGAUUAGAUAGCCUGAAAGAAUUACGAUCCAGAGUUAUUCAACUUGAAAAGGUAAAAUCAAAGCUAAAACAAGAUGUCGACAUUACUGAAAACGAAGAAAAAUAUCUUCAUGAAUACAAGCAAGAAAUGGAAUUACUUUUACAAGAAAAGAUGGCACAUGUCGAAGAAUUACGUCUAAUCCAUGCUGAUAUUAAUCUUAUGGAAGCCACCAUUAAGCAAGCGGAAGAAGAAAGGAAUAGAGCUUUGGAAAGUGCCAAAAAAUUGUAUGAGGAAUAUAAACCUUUGAAAGAUGAAGUGGAUGCUAUGAGAUCUAAUGUUGGGUUAGAUAGAUUACCUGAUCUUCAGGAAGAAGAACAAAAAUUAAACUCUGACAGGUUUUUUGAGAAACAGAAUAGCGAUUGGCAGCAGGAACCCCCAGAACCUCCUCUCCCUCAAACUCUACAAGUAGCCGCAGCAGCAGCACAAAAUAUUCAGGUUCCUAGAUCUAAAACUGAACGUCAAGCAUUCCGUCAACAACCCCCUCCCAUGAAAGCAUGUCUGUCUUGUCAUCAACAAAUUCAUCGUAAUGCUCCAAUAUGUCCAUUAUGUAAAGCUAAAAGUCGAUCACGCAAUCCAAAGAAACCAAAGAGAAAGUUAGAUGAAUAAGAUUGAAGUGUAUUAGGUGUUAGUGAGAUAUGUCAUCAUUAGAUAUAUGUGUCAAGAUUAAACAUGACUUUGUUAUCUUUAUAAAGAAUGCAUAUUGUGAGUGUGUGUAAUGACUUUUCUAUCUUUUCCAUGUAAGUCAAUUCAUAUGUUUAAUGUUUUUUUUCAUCAUUUCUUUGUACAUAAAUGUAUAUUUACAUGUACACAUUUUAGAACAUUUUUUUCAUCGAGUAUACAAGUUCGUUUUUGGUUUGGUACUCAUCAAGUUGUAUCCAUUUAUAUGUUUAUUUACAUCAUAAUUUAGCAAGUAUUAGUAUUACUGUAUUAGUAUUAGUGAUAGAGUCUAUGUUAUAUUAUUGCAUUUAGAAUUAUAUAAUAAACAAAAUAAAUAGUCACAA